CAGUGGAGGGAACUUCAAGGAAAGAUCCCCUCCCCCCCCUGCUUCCCACCAACGAGCGGCUUCCCAAAAUGCUGGGACUGAGAGCAAGAGCCUCCACGUCUAACCCAAUCUCGGCCAUCUCCUCCCCCCUAAACGCGCUCUCCACUUUUCACGACUCCACGGCCGCCUCACAGUCGUCGCCCAGGCCCAGCUGCAACCUCCCGGUCUGGACGACCUGCACUCUCAUUCGGGCGCAAUUAUUCACAUUAUUCACCACCACUUGCAUUUGCAGCAAUUAUCCAUUGCCGUCCAUCACCACCAACGCCGCGCCCACCACAUCUUUUCCUCCUCGGUCCAAAUCCAACACCACCCUCGUCGUCGUCCUCACCACCACCGUUGCAUCCACACGGGCAUCCACAUCCACAACCACCACGGCCUUCAAGCCUGCUACCAAUCACGCUCCUCAUCCGCUUCUCCCUCUGCCAUUCACCAUUGCCCGCUUUGCCCACGCUUGCAUUAAAACAACCACCACCACCGUUCAAGCGAAAGCCAAAGCUGCAGUCCGAGCCACGCUCUGCACGUCGUCGCCUGCGCAUUUCUUUGUCCGGGUCUCCACAUCUCUAGCUGCAAACCUAAUCGUUUUGCACCUGCGACUAUUGCUGCUUUUGCUGCACUCGUCGUUCCUGUGCGACGCUUUCCUUGGACGACUUUUCCCCAAUACCAUCCCGUCAACCUCCCCUCCAACCCGGCGACCAAUUCAAUCACUCCGUUCGUUGUCGAUAUCACCGCUGCCGCUUAAAGAGGCCCUGGCGACCUCUACGAGCCUGGCCCAGGCGCUGCUGCAAAUUCCUCGACAACCAAAAGACCCGUUCUCCACCGUGCCCCGUAAGGCCGUCGUCCUCACGGCGGCCUUCGUCGAACCAUUCUCCCCACGGCUUCUCACGCGAGAAACAAGUCUCCGUCACCGGCCACCGUAGAUGCAUCCGCAAAUCCUCGCAUCACAACGCUUUCGCAGCAGCCCACAUACCCUGGCGCUUCGCC
Molecule: messenger RNA, 1020 nt
Organism: Colletotrichum phormii
Lineage: Eukaryota; Fungi; Ascomycota; Sordariomycetes; Glomerellales; Glomerellaceae
Exons: 1
Coding region: 69-956 (295 amino acids)
Source: RefSeq, a predicted model, not a curated record